GGUGGCUGCGCUGCACCCGUCUGGUGCGCACAGGACCUGGGUCUGCACCGGAGCCUGUCAUUCCGGAGGGGUCUGUGGGGGUGCGAGCGGGCAUGCACCCGGGUCCCCAGCGCACUGGCGGCGCAGGGCUCGCGAUUCCCGCCCCACGGCCCCGCCCCUUGCCCCACCCCAGCCGGGCGGCUUAGCCGGGGCCGCAGCGCGGCGGCAACAUCACUCUCGCUGCCGCUGCUCCGCCCCAUCGCCUUCUGUUUUUCUCUCUCAUUCUCCGGUGGCGACGGCGGGGAAGGAGGAGGCAGAGGCAGCAGCAGCCGCGCUGGCUGCAAUGAAUGAUCCCCCAGCUGGGGGAGAGGACUCCAGGUGAGCCUCUGCCCUCGGGAGGGCCGGGACCCCCGGUCGCCCAGGACCUGCAGCCCCCCGCCAUGGAUCCCUAGAGGAGGAGGAGGACAAGGAGAAGACAGCUCUGCCGCCCACCCCCAUCCCAUUUUCCUCUUCCUUUAUCUCAUUGUUGCCGUAGCUGUUUACGGCAGCGCUCCCGCUGCCCCAGCAUGGGGCGGGCUUCGGGUACUGCCAUUCGGUGGGCGCUGCUCCCGCGGCUGCCCGGCGAUUCUGCCUAAUUCUCCCUCCGCAGCCGGUGCAGCGAGGACCGGAGAGCGGUGGAGGCCCGGACUGCAGCAGCGACGGGGCCACCUCCCAGCAUCCCCACCCUAGGAGGCUACAGGCGGAUUGAAGAACGGCGCCUGGGGGCUGGGCCGGCCCCGCCGAUCUGGACCUAGGGAGGACAGCGGGACCGCCUAGGCUGCGGAGAGGGGUGCGGGGGUCAGGAAGGACAGAGCAGCAAGAUGGCCAGUAAAACCAAGGCCAGUGAGGCCCUGAAGGUGGUGGCCCGGUGCCGCCCCCUCAGCCGGAAGGAGGAGGCUUCUGGUCACGAGCAGAUCCUGACCAUGGACGUGAAACUGGGCCAGGUGACACUGCGGAACCCCCGCGCUGCCCUAGGGGAGCUGCCCAAGACCUUCACCUUUGAUGCCGUGUAUGAUGCCAGCUCCAAGCAGGCAGACUUGUAUGAUGAAACCGUGAGGCCCCUGGUAGACUCGGUGCUUCAAGGUUUCAAUGGCACCGUGUUUGCCUAUGGACAGACCGGCACGGGCAAGACCUACACCAUGCAGGGGACCUGGGUGGAGCCCGAGCAGCGCGGGGUCAUCCCCAAUGCCUUUGAGCAUAUCUUCACCCACAUCUCGCGCUCCCAGAACCAGCAGUACUUGAUCCGGGCCUCCUACCUGGAGAUCUACCAGGAGGAGAUUCGGGACCUGCUCUCCAAGGAGCCUGGCAAGAGGCUGGAGCUGAAGGAGAACCCUGAGACAGGCGUCUACAUCAAGGACCUGUCCUCCUUCGUCACCAAGAAUGUCAAGGAGAUCGAGCACGUGAUGAACCUGGGGAACCAGACCCGGGCGGUGGGUAGUACACACAUGAAUGAGGUCAGCUCCCGCUCCCAUGCCAUCUUUGUCAUCACCGUGGAGUGCAGUGAGCGUGGCUUGGAUGGCCAGGACCACAUCCGUGUGGGCAAGCUCAACCUCGUGGACCUGGCUGGAAGUGAGAGGCAGAACAAGGCAGGCCCCAACGCGGCUGGAGGGACGGCCACGCAGCCCAUGGGUGGUGGCGGUGGUGGAGGUGGUGGUGGUAGUGGAGAGAGGCCUAAGGAAGCCUCCAAAAUCAACCUCUCGCUGUCAGCCCUGGGCAACGUGAUUGCUGCUCUGGCGGGCAACAGGAGCACCCAUAUCCCCUACCGGGACUCCAAGCUGACCCGGCUGCUCCAGGACUCUCUGGGGGGGAAUGCCAAGACCAUCAUGGUGGCCACCCUGGGGCCAGCCUCUCACAGCUACGAUGAGAGCCUCUCCACCCUGCGCUUUGCCAACCGGGCCAAGAACAUCAAGAACAAGCCCCGGGUGAAUGAGGACCCCAAGGACACGCUGCUGCGGGAAUUCCAGGAGGAGAUCGCCCGCCUGAAGGCCCAGCUGGAGAAGAAGGGGAUGCUGGGAAAGCGGCUCCGGAGGAAGAGCAGCCGCAGGAAGAAGGCCGUGUCAGCCCCGGCUGGGUACCCUGAGGGGCCCGUGAUGGAGGCCUGGGUGGCCGAAGAGGAAGAUGACAACAACAACUACCGCCUGCCCCAGGCCACCCUGGAGUCAGCCUUGGACAAGAACAUGGAGAAUUACCUGCAGCAGCAGAAGGAGCAGCUGGAGGAGGAGAAGGCGGCCAUCCAGGAUGACCGCAGCCUGGUGAGCGAGGAGAAGCAGAAGCUGCUGGAGGAGAAGGAGAAGAUGCUGGAAGACCUGCGGCGGGAGCAGCAGGCCACAGAGCUGCUCGCAGUCAAGUACAAGGCCAUGGAGAGCAAGCUGCUCAUCGGGGGCAGGAACAUCAUGGAUCACACCAAUGAACAGCAGAAGAUGCUGGAACUGAAGAGGCAGGAGAUUGCCGAGCAGAAACGCCGCGAACGGGAAAUGCAGCAGGAGAUGAUGCUCCGAGACGAGGAGACCAUGGAGCUCCGGGGCACCUACACGUCCCUGCAGCAGGAGGUGGAGGUCAAAACCAAGAAACUCAAGAAGCUCUACGCCAAGCUGCAGGCGGUGAAGGCGGAGAUCCAGGACCAGCACGAUGAGUACAUCCGCGUGCGGCAGGACCUGGAAGAGGCACAGAAUGAGCAGACCCGGGAGCUCAAGCUCAAGUACCUAAUCAUCGAGAACUUCAUCCCCCCUGAGGAGAAGAACAAGAUCAUGAACCGGCUUUUCCUAGACUGUGAGGAGGAGCAGUGGAAGUUCCAGCCCCUCAUGCCCGGUGGAGCCAGUAGCAGCCAAAUGAAGAAGCGGCCAACAUCUGCAGUGGGCUACAAGAGGCCUAUCAGCCAGUAUGCUCGGGUUGCCAUGGCAAUGGGGUCACACCCCAGGUAUAGGGCUGAGAACAUCAUGUUUCUGGAGUUGGAUGUGUCCCCUCCAGCGGUCUUUGAGAUGGAAUUCUCUCAUGAUCAAGAACAAGACCCCCGUGCAUUACACAUGGAGAGGCUCAUGCGGUUGGACAGCUUUCUGGAAAGACCUUCCACAUCUAAAGUCCGAAAGUCCAGAUCCUGGUGCCAGAGUCCUCAGCGGCCUCCACCUCCCACCGCACACGGCUCGCUGGCCGCCGCUGCUCUGCUCCCCUCGACAGCGCUAGACCACGAGUGACAACCUUCAGUCGGGCUGCCCAUCCCCCAGACCCCCGGACGGGGCAGCCAACCCUGGAUCAUCUCGCCUGCCGCUCGGUGUGCGUGCGUGUGUGCGUGCGUGUGUGUGUGCGCAUGUGCAUAUGUGUGCGGGGUGAGGAUCUGGCAGACCGUGCCUCUGCUGGCUCUUAGCCUCCUUUAUUUAAUUAAUGUUAUUUAUUCGUGGAGCUCAGUUCUUGCGGGAGAGGUGCCCUCGCCUGAGCUUGCCAUGGUCGCCGCACAGCCUCCUUUCUUCUGACUUUAGACCCGCCGCCCCGCCCCAAUCAGACCUCAUGCUCCUCCCUGUCAGUUGCCCCCAGAAGGGAGGGCGGCGGUGCCUGAGAAGAGAGUGCUUUUUCUACCCAGCGCGCUCUGUAAUCUCCCUUCUCCUCCUGCACUGCCGGUGAGCAGCUCCUGAGCACUUUCCGGGACUAGAAAAACGCUAGGUGUCCACCGAGGACAAGAGACGCCCAUCCUGAUGGUGUUGAGCCUGUGCUUCCGGCGGAGAGAGCCCGCUCUCCACGUUCUGGGUCGCAAACAACCUCUUUCGGUUUCUUGGGCUCCUUUUCAAGGACUCCAGUGACCUCAGCGACACAGCCCAUGCUCUUCAGCUUUGGCAAGAAGUCGUGGCUUCCCAAACUCUGCUUCUGGCCCGCCUUCCCAACCCGUGGACGCGAAUUGUGAACCCACCAGUUGCUGCCUCCUUGGGACCUUCAGGAAAUGGAACAGUAAUAGAGACAAUGUGGACAGUCAUCGAGGGACGGCCCUUUGUUUCUGUCCCCUCGGAGAACUAACCUUGGCCGACAAGCCAUCAGGCCAACUCCCCAUCUUUGAGAGGCUGCUCCUUCCUGCUUUCAUCGUUUUCCUUGCAGCUGCCUGGAUCCCCGUUCACAGUGGAAGGGGUCAGUAUCCUUCUCCCUCUGGCUAAACAAAGGUAUCACAGAAUCUGUUGCUUUUCCCCCUCACUGAGCACAGGAGAUGGAGGCCCAGGCGCAACCUGCCAACUCUGCCCGUUACCCCUGUUUCUGAAUCACGUUUGUUGGGCACUGUUUUGUUGACAAGACUGACCCUUUCUUCAGCAUUGUGCAAAUUGGUCCCUAGGGAAGUACUCCUCACUUUCCUUUGUGACAACCCAGUAUGUCUCCAGGUAUCUCGAGUAAAUUUCUACCAAAAAAAGAGAGAUUAAUUUUCAUUGACUUACCUUUUAAUUGUAUAUUUUAGUGGAAGGGUGAAGAGGUAAUCAUGAAUGAAAACACGUGGUUUGGGAUUUCAAAACGGCCUAAUAAUGGAGUCUCCAGUUCCUAGAACAUGAGGAGUUUUGUCACUGGGGGAAAGGCACGAAACUGACAGGUCUGCCUGAAAUUGGGGGUGUGGGAGGUGGCGGUAGGGGCCGACUAGCUGGUUUUUCUCUUUCCGUCAGGAAAUGAACGCUUCUUGCACAGUUCAAGUUUGCUCUAAGGACCGAGCUAUGGUUUGGUUUAAUUCAAUGAUGCUGUCAUCGCUGCUGUAACUACGGGACCAGGUGGUUGGGCCACUCAGUUGCCACUUGCUUCUGUCCUUCAAGGAAAUAACAUUUUUCAUCAGAGCCCAGGAGAUUAUUUGAGACUCAGGAUUCAGAUCAGAGCUUCAGCUGUGGCUGGGACAGGACCAGUGUGUAGAAAUUUCCCAGGUGGCCUGGGCACAGAGGGACCUCCAGUCCCGCGCUGAGCAGCCUCUCCCACUGACCUCUUUCUCAUUUGUGGAUGAAGCCGCACGUGUUACCCCCGUUCAUCACCUGGACACAUCGACUCUGCAUUGUCUGGUCACUUGACCCUCACAGUCUUAUAGCACAAUAUACCCAACUUCUUCACCCCCAGUCUGAGGGCUGGGCCCAAGGUGUGGUCAGAGGAGGAGCUCCUGCCUGCAGUUUUGUGUACGUGUGUAUGUGUGCGCGUGUUUGUGUGUGUGUUUACCUCCACAGGGGACACUCUACACUCAGUGUAAGAUAUGCUGGGAACAGGGCCACCACGGUGGCUGGAUCUCAGUCUCGCUGUCUCUCUCUCUUUCUCUUCUUUUCCUUUUGAUGUAUCAAACACUUGGUUGACAAAGUAAGGGCCUUGAUUAGGACCAAAUUUCCAUGUCUGUUGCUAUGGUCUUUAUUUAGGACAACAGUUAACAAUGCUGUGGCCCAUUCUUGUCACUCUAUACAUAUGACGAUACAGGACAUAUGUAAUAUAUAAAUAUAUAUAUAAAACAUUACCCUCUGUCUCCUUGGCUUAGGAUGAGAUCUCUCUGUUGAGCUGAAAUGCACCUGCAGCUCAGUGCUGCCAGCAACCUGCAGGCCCCAGCCCUGUUCAAAUUAACGCAGUCGAUAAUAAAGGAAUGAGUAUCGUUACA
This is a messenger RNA of Balaenoptera acutorostrata (minke whale), 5602 nucleotides long. RefSeq names its product kinesin family member 3C (gene KIF3C). The record is from RefSeq and is a predicted model, not a curated record. NCBI's taxonomy places the organism in Eukaryota, Metazoa, Chordata, Mammalia, Artiodactyla, Balaenopteridae. Bases 840 to 3209 code for a protein of 789 amino acids. Gene Ontology annotation, molecular function: microtubule binding; plus-end-directed microtubule motor activity; ATP binding. Gene Ontology annotation, biological process: mitotic cell cycle; microtubule-based movement. The transcript is spliced from 8 exons. Gene Ontology annotation, cellular component: microtubule.